Zymoseptoria tritici IPO323 is the source of this 312-nucleotide messenger RNA. RefSeq lists its product as uncharacterized. The transcript has 4 exons. NCBI's taxonomy places the organism in Eukaryota, Fungi, Ascomycota, Dothideomycetes, Mycosphaerellales, Mycosphaerellaceae. Bases 1 to 312 code for a protein of 103 amino acids. The record is from RefSeq and is a predicted model, not a curated record.
AUGAAGAUCACCUUCUUCUCCACCCUCGCCAUGCUGUCCGCAGCUGUGCUCGCAGCUCCUGUCCAGCAGCGAGACAAGGUCACUUCCAAAGAUGACUACGAAGGGUGCGACAAGAGGUACCACGGCAAUGGAGCUAUAUGGUGCCCUCCGACACCUCAGCCACCCACAACUCAAAUCCGAUCUGAGGAACCAAAAGUUCCCAAUGCUCCCAAUACUGUCAAUGCUCCAAGAGACAUCCUUGAUGACCACAAUGGAAAUCCCACGCGGGAGAUCCAACUAGUGGUGCAUGCACAUCGCAUCCGCCAGCCAUGA